CAGCAUACAUUUUUAUAUCCCGUCUUGAACACAGUUAAGUUUUUCUUAAAUGGUUCUAAUAGAUUCUGAAAGUAUAUAAAGUUGCCAGGGAAAGUUUUAUUUUUCAAUAUGUAUUUACUUAUUUUGUUCUUUUUCAGUUUCAGAUGAAACCCAAAGUCAAGGCAGUGAAGGAGAGUCAGUAUCCAGUUAUUGGUCUUCUGUUAUAGAUGAAACUUUAAGAAGUUCACAGAUUUUGUAUGAUGAUAGUAUUGCAAGUCAUGAGCAAGACAGGGAGAAUCAUAUUCCGUUAAUUUGUGAGCGACUUCAUGCAUCUGUGGAGAAACUGCUAAAGCUAGUUGUGGAAUCUGAUUUGAAGGUAAUGCGUGAGCAAAUGUCCCAAUUAAAAUCUCUGGGGUUUGUCAUGAGUGAGGAAGAAGUAAUAAAUAGAUUGACCAAUGAAGGGGUGCUUUGCCAGAAGUUUUGCAUAUGUUUUAACAGCCUGUGGCAAUUAAGAGGGAGAUAUGGCCUUAAGGGAAUCUUUACAUUUACCAUACAAAGAGGUGUUACAGCAGCAGCAUUAUGUUAAUCGCAUUCAGAUUUCUGCUUUUCAAGCUAAGCAGGAUGAGAUGAGAGACAGAAUCCCAGAAGUCCACAGUGAUCAAGUGCUGAAACAGCAAAUUGAGGCUAAGCAUGAGGCUCUUGUUAAUAAAGAGAAGGAGAAUGCAAUUUUAAUUAAUCAGAUAGAAUCUUUAGAGAGAGACUUGCAAAGUAAAUCUGAAGAAUUAUUACAGAUAAACAUUCAGUUGGACCUGCAAGUGAAAGCCAGCACUUCUAAAGUCAGCAGUUUGCAAGAUGAGAUUAUUCAACUGAAGAAUAUCAUCACCAAUUUGCAAGAAUUCAUGAGGAUUGAUCCAUAUAGCACUUCCUCUGUGAUGCAGUUACAUCAGGCAUUGAUAGAAGAGAAGAAUGAAGAAAUUGACCAUUUAAAUGAGCAGGUUUUGAGAUUACAACAAGAACAUGAUUUAAACAAGAACCUUUUACAAAAGGUCUAUGAAGAGGCUUGUCUGGUUCUUAGUCUUUCUGAGAAGUAUGGCAGCUCUUCCAAAUUGAAUAUUAAUACAAAGCUCAGUGCUGUUGAGAGUCGGCAACUGGAGAAACAAGAUUUUCAGAAAAUUCUACAGUCUUAUAAAGAAACGAUAUCCAAAGUGUUUGACAACAGUGACAAGGAACAGAAGCAGAAAGAAGCUCAGGGAAAUCUUGCUGCGGACAGAAGAAGUAUGUUAGUGGAGAUCCAGAAUCUACAGGCAGAGUUAAGAAUUUCCAACCUUCAGAAUCAAGAGAAACUGCAGAAACUCCAAAGCCGCUUACACAUCACUGAAGAGCAAGGAAACAAGAGAGAACAUCAGCUCCGCAGACAAGCUGAACUAUUAAAGUACAAGCUACAGCAGGAGCAGGCAAUAGUAAAUGACUUGCAAAACUCAUUGAAAUGUGAACAGGACAGAUCAGCUGAACUCCGGUCUCACUUUAGAUCUGAACAAGAUGCAGUUGCUGACUUGAAACGAGAGCUUCUUGCAGUGAACCAAACAUUAGAAACGUCACUGAAGAAAGAGCAUGACCUGCAAAAGGAGCUUGAAAAUCUCAGGUGCAGUUGUCUCUCUGGUCCUCUUCUGUUUUGCUGUCAUUCCAAAGUAUGCUUACGAUAUUGACUGUGAAUAUAAAUAAAAAAUAAAAACAAAAAACAGCCAGCAUUUCCUUUGUGUUCCAGAACUGAAAUUUUAUAAC
Molecule: messenger RNA, 1761 nt
Organism: Polypterus senegalus (gray bichir)
Lineage: Eukaryota; Metazoa; Chordata; Cladistia; Polypteriformes; Polypteridae
Product: A-kinase anchor protein 9-like
Exons: 8
Coding region: 501-1685 (394 amino acids)
Biological process (GO): signal transduction
Molecular function (GO): molecular adaptor activity
Source: RefSeq, a predicted model, not a curated record